This is a messenger RNA of Austrofundulus limnaeus, 2455 nucleotides long. It is a transcript of the gene dnajc27, whose product is annotated as DnaJ (Hsp40) homolog, subfamily C, member 27. Gene Ontology annotation, molecular function: GTP binding; GTPase activity. Lineage: Eukaryota; Metazoa; Chordata; Actinopteri; Cyprinodontiformes; Rivulidae. The record is from RefSeq and is a predicted model, not a curated record.
CCUACAGGCUAGUGGCUCUAUUGACUUUCGGCUAUGCGCUACCAAACCAAAACACCACCAUUAAAAUGAAAAUUCAACGAUGAGCUGUAGUUAUUAAUUAACCCAAUGAUAAUCAUUAGGUUUCGGGGCUGUGGUAACUGUUAGCCGCAUCGCUAACGGGUAGUUAGCCGCGUUAGCCUUGCUAACAACACCAGCAGCUGCAACAGCUGACAGAUUUUCACCGCAACCCCUCACAUUUAACAGGAACCCAGAUGGAAACAAACGCCCCGAAAAGACGUGACAACAAGAAGUCUCUGCGGGUUAAAGUGAUCAGCCUCGGAAACGCCGAGGUGGGGAAGAGCUGCAUCAUCAAGCGUUACUGCGAGAAGMGAUUUGUUCCAAAGUAUCUGGCUACAAUCGGCAUCGACUAUGGUGUCACGAAAGUGCAGGUUAGAGACMGAGAAAUCAAAGUGAACAUCUUCGACAUGGCCGGACAUCCGUUCUUCUACGAGGUGCGGAAUGAGUUCUACAAAGAUAGUCAGGGCGUGCUGCUGGUGUACGACGUCGGCCUCAGGGAGAGCUUCGACGCCCUCGACAGCUGGCUGGCAGAGAUGAAACAGGAAAUGGGCUCGCAGGCCAACAUGGACAGCAUCGUCUUCAUCGUCUGCGCCAACAAGGUGGACCUGACCAAGAGACGGGUGGUGGAUGAGGGGGAGGGCCGUCUGUGGGCCGAGUCCAGAGGGUUCCAUUACUUUGAGACGUCAGCCCAAAGCGGCGAGGGCAUCAACGAGAUGUUCCAGGCCUUCUUUUCCUCCAUCACAGACAUGUGUGAGAACGGUGGGAAGCGGCCGGUGUCAGAGGUCAGCGUGGGCUUCACCAAGGAGCAGGCCGACACCAUUCGACGUAUCCGCAACAGCAAGGACUCAUGGGACAUGUUGGGCGUGAAACCUGGUGCCACACGGGAGGAAGUGAACAAGGCGUACAGGAAGUUGGCGGUCCUGCUGCACCCGGACAAGUGUGUGGCGCCAGGCAGCGAGGACGCCUUCAAGGCGGUGGUGAACGCUCGCACGUCACUGCUGAAGAACAUUAAAUAACUGAGAGGAGAAUGCACGCACGGACUGAAGARCCACAGUGUUUGUUAUUUUAUUUAUUCAGCGUUUACGUCUCGUGUGCCAUGUUGUUCAUGUUUACCAACCCGUCAAAUAUAUUUAUUCAUCUGCUGAGUGUUUGGAGGAAGAUGAGAGCAACAGGAUGAAAAUUUUCAACUAUGACUAAAUAAGGUGAGAGCUGUUUGAUUUGUUAGCAUCAGUCACUUCCUGUCUGAUAUUAAUCAAUCAGCAUCUCUUUAGUAUCACAUUUUAAAAGUCUGUUUUUAAGUAUUAAGUAUUCUUAAGUAAUUAUAAUUUUGCAGUCAAAACUUUUAGACACAUUUUAAGUAUUUAAAUGUAUAUGUGUCAAGUAUCGUAAAUUUAAGUAAAUGUAUAAAGAAUGUAUGUUUUGACCAGAACGUAAAAGAAAAUUAUUUAGAUUAAAUCACUAAAUUUAGACUUUUGGCUAUGAAUUUGUGUUUAAAUUCUUUAAAUUAGAUAAAUUGGAAAAAGGUUAAAAAAAAAUUCAAAAGAAAAGGAAUUUUUUAUUUACCAAUUUAUUAGGGAAUUUCUGCAUUUUUUUGCAAAUCGUAAAUGUGGGUAAAAAAUGUUAAAUCUAAAUGUUAUUUUCCUGUUGCUCUCAUCUGUUUUUGUAGCYUUUUUUUUCUUUGUGGAGGUAUCGUGUCAAAAGUUCAUUUGUUUUCACAGAGAAAUACGUCCCGACUCAAUGAGCUGAACAGCUUUAGUUUCUGAGAUUAAGGUCGUGUUCACACCUGCACUGUUUAGUCCGAUUUAAUCGAACUCUAGUUCGUUUGCCUGGAAAGUCCGAUUCAUUUGGGGAGGUGUGAACACGUAAUCGAACUCUUAUUCGGACCAAAAAAGCGAACUCUGGUCCGCCUGAAAACCUAGGUCUCAGUUCGAUUGAAACGAACUCUGGUGCAGUUCGAUUGCAUGUGUGAACGCUAAGCGGGCCAGAGACCGCUCCAAAAGCAGGAAGCGGAUUAUACCGCAUGACAUUCUGAGUAAUAACAGUAAUAAAUUUACUUAUAUGGUGUAAAUACCUCGCUGGACGACUGUUUUAAGGUGGACAUCAUGACUGUGGAGCUGGACGCAAAUCAGCUUCUAGAGAUUCUUCUGAAACKUUUGUACAUAGAAUUCCUCCUGAAGUCUCCAGGUGGAAAAACAUUAAACAAUGUGAAUAAGAUGCAUGUUGAAUAUUUAGGCUACGACUCGACCUGAAGGGAGGAACAGACGGCACUUCCUGUCCAACAGGAACCAAUCAGCAUUUGUUUCAUUCCUUAGCAUCACAAUAAUCUUACAACCCCAAUUCCAAUGAAGUUGGGACGUUGUUUAAACAAAAAACUAAAUAUGAUCUUCUGUAAAUCAUU